UGUUGCAUAAAGGCUCUGCUUCUGACCAAGCUCUGUUUUAUUUUUAGGAGCAUAGCAUUGUGUUUAAAAUGGAAGUUGACAUAAAUGGAGAGUCCAGAACUACCCUCUCCACCCUCCCUGUGCCUCUUGCAGAGGUGAGUCCUGCGGGCAGGAUGGAAGCAGAGAAGCCCCGCUGUUCCAGUACCCCCUGCUCACCAAUGCGACGGACGGUUGCGGGAUACCAGAUCCUUCACAUGGAUUCUAACUACCUGGUUGGCUUCACGACUGGAGAGGAGCUGCUGAAAUUAGCCCAGAAGUGUACAGCAAGUGAAGAGAAUAAAGGGGAAUCUGGGCCAAACUUGCGCUCCAAACAGCUUGAUUCAGGACUUACACGUUCUUCCCGUUUGUACAAAACUAGAAGCAGGUACUAUCAGCCAUAUGAGAUCCCAGCAGUAAAUGGAAGGAGAAGGAGAAGGAUGCCCAGCUCAGGGGAUAAAUGCACUAAGGCUUUACCGUAUGAACCUUACAAGGCACUUCAUGGUCCCCUUCCUCUUUGCCUUUUAAAAGGUAAAAGGGCUCAUUCAAAAUCCCUGGACUACCUCAAUUUAGACAAAAUGAGCAUUAAGGAACCUGCUGACACAGAAGUGCUACAAUACCAGCUCCAACACCUUACCCUUAGAGGGGACCGUAUGUUUGCAAGAAAUAACACAUGAGCUAUCAUCUCAAAUCUAGAACCAGUUUCUGAUUACUUCUCUGUUGCUGCAAAAAUCCACUGUUGUACUGUGUACAUGACUGUCCACAUUGUAGGUGGUUGUAUCAGCUAAAUGUUAUCAGGAAGUAAUUUGUCUGAAUAGAAUCUUGGCAAUGCAAUGUGUUACAAAUACUUGGAGGG
Molecule: messenger RNA, 871 nt
Organism: Egretta garzetta (little egret)
Lineage: Eukaryota; Metazoa; Chordata; Aves; Pelecaniformes; Ardeidae
Gene: MACIR
Product: macrophage immunometabolism regulator
Exons: 1
Coding region: 69-692 (207 amino acids)
Biological process (GO): negative regulation of fibroblast migration; negative regulation of cytokine production involved in inflammatory response
Source: RefSeq, a predicted model, not a curated record